Molecule: messenger RNA, 1657 nt
Organism: Aricia agestis (brown argus)
Lineage: Eukaryota; Metazoa; Arthropoda; Insecta; Lepidoptera; Lycaenidae
Product: ATPase WRNIP1-like
Exons: 8
Coding region: 58-1584 (508 amino acids)
Biological process (GO): regulation of DNA repair; DNA-templated DNA replication
Cellular component (GO): nucleus
Molecular function (GO): ATP binding; ATP hydrolysis activity; enzyme activator activity
Source: RefSeq, a predicted model, not a curated record
UUCAAACUUUUAUUUUGAUUUUUGAUUUGUUUUCAUCUAUUAUUGUUUUGUGAUAAAAUGGAUUCAAAAACUGAUAGUGAUACGAUUAAAGCGGGUAACUCAAAUAGUAUACCUUGUCCUGUCUGUCAAAGAACCUUUGAUAAACAAGAAAUUGAACAACAUGUAAAUAAAUGCUUAUUUUUAAACAAUGCUGAAUCCGACACAUUUAAAAGGGACUGUUCACAUUUAAAACAAAGCAUAACACCUUCAAAAAAAUUAAAGGUCGAUAAAGAUGAAACUCUUACAAAAGUGAAGAGUGAAAAAUUAAAUAAUGAAAAGCUACCACUCGCUGAAUUUAUGAGACCAAAUAAUCUUCAAGAUGUUGUUGGACAGCAUGAUUCUUUUGGUACUGGUUCAAUGUUGCAUUCAAUGUUAUUGCAGAAAAAAAUCCCUAAUAUGAUUUUAUGGGGCCCACCUGGUUGUGGAAAGACAUCAAUUGCAAAUGUUGUUGCUAACAUAUGCAAAGAAGACACCAAUCUGCGAUUUGUGAAAAUGUCCGCUAUCAUGUCAGGGAUCAAUGAUGUGAAAGAAGUUGUGAAGGUAGCAAAAAAUGAGUCAAAGUUUAAAAGACAGACUGUACUGUUCAUGGAUGAAAUACAUAGAUUUAACAAACUACAGCAAGAUACAUUUUUGCCUCAUGUUGAAAAUGGUACAAUAAUUCUAAUUGGAGCCACUACAGAAAAUCCAUCAUUUAGUUUAAAUAAUGCUCUACUAAGCCGUUGCCGUGUUAUAGUUUUGAAUAAGCUGUCAGUGGAUGAUAUUCUUAAAAUACUGCAUAAGGCUGUUGAUAGUUGUAAACUGGGGAAAAUUGUUGAUACUGUUCAAGAUAACUUAUAUGUUACAGAUGUCAAUUCUAGGUGUAUUAUAGAGAAGAAAUCAUUAAAGUGGCUUGCCGAAAUAUGUGACGGUGACGCUCGAGUGGCGCUUAGUGCUUUAGAGAUGGCCAUUUCAGCUCUUAAGGCAGAUUCAAUAACUACACCUGUUCUUACUUUGGACGAUUUAAAAAAAUCCAUUCAGAGAACUCAUAUGUUAUACGAUCGCGGUGGCGAAGAACACUACAACAUUGUGUCGGCCAUACAUAAGUCAAUACGUGCGAGCGACGACAACGCAGCCCUGUAUUGGACGACACGCGCUCUGCACGGCGGGGAGGAUCCCUUAUACAUCGCUCGCAGGCUUGUUCGUGCAGCAUGUGAGGAUAUCGGAUUAGGUGAUCCUAAUGCAUUAGUUGAGGCAGUAGCAUGUCUACAGGGGUGCCAAAAUAUAGGCAUGCCAGAAUGUGAUGUAUUAUUAGCCCAGUGCGCUGUACGACUAGCUAGAUCUAAUAAGAACAAUGAUGUGUACAAAGCUAUGCAAAGAGUACAAAGGUCCUUAAAAGAAGCAAAAGGACCGUUGCCUUCAGUUCCUUUACAUCUACGAAAUGCUCCCACAAAACUUAUGAAGGAUUUAAAAUAUGGUGUUGGAUAUAACACACGUCACAAAAGUAUAUCUGGCCUUACUUAUAUGCCUGAUGGAUUGGAGCAUGUCAAUUUCUUUAAUGAAGAUUAAAAGGAAGCUUACAGAUUUUCAUACAAGUACAAACAAAAUUAUUGUAUAUAAAAAUAAAACUCUUUGAAAUCUA